AUUUACUACAUCUACUUCACUUCACUUCGCUCUUAUCCGAAUACCACUUCAUUUCACGCUUCCUCGGAUACCAACUAUCUAUUCAUUGCCGCAAGAUCAAAGAUGGCGAUCCUCCCUUCCUUUCCAGGUAUCUCUGUCACUGUUCAUAACGCACAAGGGCAACUCCCCGAAUACGCCGAUGUCGAACCAAAUAUUGUUGAAGGGCUGCAGUCGCCUCUUUCCGUUGUGACUUCCAACUACAUUGAAGUUCCUCCAGAUGGUGGACCCUUCUGGCUGAAUUUCUAUGUCAGGUCAGAUUAUAUGCAUGCUCCUCAUGGGGUUAUGUUCGGGUUCGAAGACCCUGGUGCUGAUAUCCGAAAUUGGAUGAGCUACACUUCCAAUUGGUCGAAUGACAACAAAUGGUUGAGAGGUGCGUCGGAAGGAUAUGCUGGUGGCAAUGAACGGAACCCACUAGUGAGAACCUUCAAGUUUGAUAAGUUGAAAAUACUUUCAGGUGACGGUGAGAGCGAUGGUCUAUCUCUAACGGAGAGAAAGAAGAUGGAAAGUAUGGGGAUGUUCCAGAUCCGGAUCAUACCAGGAAAGCCAGACGAAGCCAGGGCUUCACAGUGGACGCAAGGGCUAAAACAAGCAAAUCAUACCGCUCAUGCCAUGGCUACUAUAACGGAGAAAGUUGCCGCAAGAAAAAGCUUGUCGUUAGGCAUUGGAUACACCGACAAAAUCCUCAAUCCCCCAGCGAUUCCGGUGGCUCAUACUAGUUAUCAUACUUAUAACAACAUCUGGAACCAUCCCAUCGCUAUAUUUCAAUUUAGAUACCGAUCAAGAGCUGACCUCCAGAGGCUGCUAUUGAUUAAGGCAGCUCCCCAGUCCGAGCAGAUCCCCAGGGGAGGGUCGCGGCCUGGAUGGCGGCUUGCAAUCCACAUCACGGCAGCACUGACUAUUCUCCUUGGAUUGGUUAACACCUGGUCGCUCCCCAACGAUACAAGGAAAGAGUCGUCAUCAUGGAGCAGUUUCUACCGCAGUGUAGAUUGGAUAGGUCUUACUAUCUCGAGUACGUGCUUCGGCACUCUCUCAUACGUUUUUGCAACCAUUUCGGGAGACCUGAAGGCCAUAGAACACCCGGUCAAUAUAGUUCUUCUUUGCCUCGCUGCACUUCUCAUACCCAUGUUCGCUUUUUGGAUGAAUUUACAAGAGAAGCAUGGACGCCCAGCACUGGUUCCGAAUUCAAUGUGGCGUAAUAAAGCUUUCACAUGCAUGUGUCUUAUGGUAGUGCUUAUUUGGGCCACCCUUCAAUGUAUGAGGAUGUUUCUCAGUCUCUUUUUCCAAAAUAUCCAACACUUCAGUGCUUUGAACGCUGCAGUUCUCCUCUUCCCAAACGUCAUCGCCGGUAUCGCCCUCAAUCUUCUCACGGGGUUCCUCGCGUGUCAUGUCAGCAGCUACUAUCUUGUCCUAACUGCAAACGUUUUUGGGAUCCUCUCCCCGCUGCUUCUGUGUAUUAUCAACCCCGCCUGGAAUUACUGGAUAUGUAGUUUCUGGGCUGUACUACUGAGUCCGGUAUCUGCAGGAGUUGUCUUCACAAUCGCCAACCUCGUCAUUACUGAUGCUUUCCCAAAAAAGACACAGGCUCUCGCAGGCGCUAUGUCCAACACCGCCCAGCAGCUCGGAGGUGCCUUCGGUCUGGCGCUUGCAGGAGUCGUGGCCGCGCGCGGGUCCAGGGAGGACAAGACGGGAGUCAAGAUGCACUGUGGUUAGGAUAUCGGGCCGUGUUUUACAUGUGUUUCGGCACCAUGGUGAUAGCGUGUUUACUUGGUGCUGUGGCAUUAAUAGGGACGGGGAUAGUGGGGACGAGCAACGAGGAGAAGAGGCCUACGACUGCAAAGCAGGAUGGAGAUGUAUAGGCUGUGUGACAUGACUUGGAAAACGGGACUGCAUGAGGCUGAAAAAAGCCGAGGGGCCGGCGGGUAAGUUGAUUUUUUGUUAAGCAAGGAGCUCAUUCAGGG
Pseudogymnoascus destructans is the source of this 1997-nucleotide messenger RNA. RefSeq lists its product as uncharacterized. Gene Ontology annotation, biological process: transmembrane transport. The coding region runs from base 103 to 1749 and encodes 548 amino acids. The transcript has 7 exons. The record is from RefSeq and is a predicted model, not a curated record. Gene Ontology annotation, molecular function: transmembrane transporter activity. NCBI's taxonomy places the organism in Eukaryota, Fungi, Ascomycota, Leotiomycetes, Thelebolales, Thelebolaceae. Gene Ontology annotation, cellular component: membrane.